AUGGGCAGCAGAGGACCUUCCGCUUCAACGCGCAACGCCGCUAUCAGGGAAUGCUCCCUCUCUGUUGCCGCCCAGCUGGCGGAGCAGGAGAGCUGGCUGGAGAAGAAGCUCAAGCCCAAGAAAGUCACCGGUAGAUACCCAUUCAAAGGCGCGCCACUGCUGUAUGCGACCUGUGCCUUUGGAAGCCUGGGGGAUGCGCUUUUCGGGUAUAACUCCGGUAUCAUGUCCGGCUUGCUGGUCAACCCGGUCUUCGUGUCCCGUUUCUUCCAAAACUAUGGGGGAGCCGACGGUACGACGGCCUCGGUCGACCCGUCCAUCACUGGCAUCUCUGUUGCGUGUUUGCAGGCGUCUGCAGCGGUGGGGGCACUCAUCGCGGGGAGACUUGGAGACAUCGUCGGCCGAAAGAAGUGUGUCCGCAUUGGGGGAUUCAUCUACUUCAUCAGUGCGUUUAUUCAGAUAUUCGCCCCUGGGUUCGCAGCGUUUAUUGUGGGACGCACCAUCCAAGGGUUGGGCGUUGGGUUCCUCUCCAUGACUGUUCCUAUUAUCCAAACGGAGAUUGCGGCCCCCCAUCGAAGAGGCUUGAUGGUUGGGAUCGAGUACACCUUCCUCAUUGCUGGAUACAUGCUGUCAUGCUGGGUGGACUAUGGCUUUAAUUUCCUGCUACCCAGCGAGAUGUCAUGGCGGGGUCCGUUUAUUGUGCAAAUCGGUCUCUCGUUCAUCUUACUGGCGAUGUCUUUUUUCCUCCCCGAAACUCCGCGUUGGCUGGCGAAAAGCGGAUUUAUGCAGGAAAGCCUUCAAACAGUGGCAGACUUGCAUUCCGACGGGAAUACGGAAGCGGAGCAUGUGCAGCAGGUUUUCCUCGAAAUCCAAGAAGCGGUGGUUUAUGAAACCAACCUAGGGAGUUCGAGUUGGAUGGAAAUGUUUACUACGUAUCGCAAACGGACCAUUGUUGGCAUCACAGUCCAAAUGUUCGCCCAGCUCAAUGGAAUCAACAUCAUCUCAUUCUACCUUCCGAGUACUCUAGCAGCCGCUGGGUUUGACGAACGCAAAUCGCUGCUGUACACUGCGGCGAACGCUCUUCCCUAUACUGCUGCAACGGUCGUCACGUGGUGGCUAGCGGACCGAUGGGGCCGGAAGCCUUUGCUCAUCCUUGGAGGUCUUGUCAUGGCAGUGCUGUUGGGCGUUGUCUGCGCCUUCACUGAGGCCAACCUGGGAGUUCAGGUCAAAGCGAGCGGUCAGUACGCCUUUGUCAUGCUGUACAACGUUGUAUAUGGAUUCACCUGGGGCCCGAUGCCGUGGCUGCUGCCGGCUGAAAUCUUUCCUCUCCGCGGCCGCAGCAAAGGCAUGGCACUGGCCACUACCAGCAAUUGGGUUUUCAAUUUCAUCAUCGGUAUGGUUUCGCCAGACGCUUUCGCCGGCAUCCAUGGGUACUUUUACGUGGUUAUUGCGGGAUUCUGUCUCUUCUCGGCCGGCCUAGUACACUUCUACUACGUCGAGACCUCGAACCACACCCUCGAAGAGAUUGCUGUAGCAUUUGGCGACAAAGCAUUUGCGGAUGAUGAUGCGGAUGUCAUGGAAGCUGCCGAUGCAAAGAGCGAAUCGGGAAAGAUCUCAGUGUGA
Molecule: messenger RNA, 1620 nt
Organism: Aspergillus tanneri
Lineage: Eukaryota; Fungi; Ascomycota; Eurotiomycetes; Eurotiales; Aspergillaceae
Product: sugar porter family MFS transporter
Exons: 4
Coding region: 1-1620 (539 amino acids)
Biological process (GO): carbohydrate transport; transmembrane transport
Cellular component (GO): membrane
Molecular function (GO): carbohydrate:proton symporter activity
Source: RefSeq, a predicted model, not a curated record